Molecule: messenger RNA, 7482 nt
Organism: Lates calcarifer (barramundi perch)
Lineage: Eukaryota; Metazoa; Chordata; Actinopteri; Centropomidae
Gene: itgav
Product: integrin, alpha V
Exons: 32
Coding region: 370-3504 (1044 amino acids)
Biological process (GO): integrin-mediated signaling pathway; cell-cell adhesion; cell-matrix adhesion
Cellular component (GO): external side of plasma membrane; integrin complex
Molecular function (GO): integrin binding
Source: RefSeq, a predicted model, not a curated record
UUGACUCCAGCUGGUCGGGACAAACCCGCAGUGACACACUUCCACACAAAUACACAUACAUACAUUCGUACAGCCGCGGCCUCUCCCCGGGCUUGUUCCCGUGUUUCCCCAGCUUAUAUCGGCUCAAACAGGCUAUCGAACCGCUGCCCAGAACCGGACCGGGUCCAGGAGCUCUGCCGCCCUUGCGCUUGGUCUCUGAAAACCAGAAAUGCGGUUUGUUUAACACUUACAUGACGGCUUGUUCUCCCGCUGGACUGAUAUUUUAAAGCCGUUUAAAGUGCCUCCGCUGGGGGAUACAAACCACAGGACGUUAACGGAGUAACGGGCAUCAUCUUCGUCGGUGUUUCCCUCGGUGUUUCGGCGGCAGCCAUGGCAGGAGGACGCUCAGCUCUCGGUCUGCUCGUCCUGCUCUGUGCUCACUUCCCCCGCUGCGGCUCCUUCAACCUGGACGUAGACAAACCCUCCGUGUACUCCGGCCCGGAGGGAAGCUACUUCGGCUUCUCCGUGGACUUCUUCAAGCCGCCGGGCAACCAAAAGUCAGACGUCCUGAUAGGAGCUCCUCGGGCCAACACCUCCUCCUCCAGCAGUGUUGUGGAGAGGGGAGCGGUGUACAGUUGUCCCUGGAGGAGUUCAUCCUGUCAGCAGCUGCAGUUUGACAACUCAGACGACAGGAAGAAUCCUCAAGGGGCUCAGAUGGAGUUUAAAUCCAAGCAGUGGUUCGGUGCCUCGGUACGAUCUGAUGGAGAGCACAUCCUGGCCUGUGCUCCUCUGUACCAGUGGUCGACCUUUGGUGUUUCUGAGCGAGAGCCGGUGGGAACGUGUUACCUGAAGAAAGGAGGCACCGUGGUGGAAUACUCACCCUGCAGAUCAAAUGCCAACUCACCUGAGGGGCAGGGCUUCUGCCAGGCCGGCUUCAGUGUGGACUUCCUCAAGAAGAACAAGAGAGUGGUGGUGGGAGGACCUGGCAGCUUCUAUUGGCAGGGUCAGCUGAUUUCUGAUGAUGUCUCAGAGAUUUUUUCCCGGUUCAACAACAAAUACGUCACCCCGUACGGGAACACCCUCGCCACCAAGUCGGCCGGCGCCCAGUACGACGACAGUUACCUCGGAUACUCGGUGACAGUUGGAGACUUUAAUGACGAUGGAAAAGAAGAUUAUGUGACUGGAGUACCGCGGGGGGAGAAGGCACUGGGUUAUGUGAACAUCUUCAACGGCAACAACAUGGAGUCCAUGGUCAACUUCACAGGAACACAGAUGGCUGCUUACUUUGGACAUGCAGUUGCUGCUACAGAUGUGAAUAAAGACGGUUUGGUGGAUCUGUUGGUCGGAGCUCCUCUCUUCAUGGACAGAGGGUCGGAUGGAAAACUCAGGGAGGUGGGACAGGUGUCUGUGUACCUGGGUCGAGGGGGAUUUUCCUUCCACCCACCUCAGAUGCUGACGGGGUCGGAGGUCUACGCCAGAUACGGCUCCGCCAUCGCAGCGCUGGGAGACCUGGACAUGGACGGAUACAACGACGUGGCCAUCUCUGCUCCUUACGGAGGCCCCGACCACGACGGCUUAGUCUACAUCCACAAUGGCCGCCCUCGGGGCCCCGACCCGACACCUUCCCAGGUCCUGCAGGGGAAAUGGGCGUCCAGCUACAUGCCUGCUAGCUUUGGAUACUCCAUGACUGGAAACACUGACAUAGACCAGAAUGGAUAUCCAGAUUUAAUAGUGGGAGUGUUUGGAGCAGACAAAGCUGUUUUAUACAGAGCCCGUCCGGUGAUCACUGUGAACGCCACGUUAGACCUGACGCCUCAGAUCAUCAACCCAGAGGAAAAGACCUGCACACUUCCUGGAACCAGCACACCUGUGUCCUGUUUUAAGGUGAAGUACUGUCUGAAGGCCAGCGGCCACGGCGCUCCAGCUACUCUCAAUUUUCGUGUGGACCUCAUGUUGGACCGUCUGAAGCAGAAGGAGGCGACCAAACGCGUGCUCUUCCUGCACAGUCGGACCUUUCAGUACUCAAAGAACAUGACGGUGUCCAACGGCAGAGGGCCGGCCUGCGAGGAGCAGCCUGUCUUCCUGAGGGACGAUCGGGAGUUUCGGGAUAAGAUCACUCCCAUCUCCGUGGCGAUGGAGUACAGCCUGGACUAUCAGCAGGCGGCGGACCAGACCGGACUGCUGCCCAUCCUCGACAUGUUGGCUCCAUCCAACGUCACCAAGCAGGCUCACAUCCUGUUGGACUGUGGAGACGACAACAUCUGUAAACCUGACCUGAGGUUGUCAGUGAAGAGUGACCGUGAGCAGAUCUACAUCGGCGAUGACAACGCUCUGACCCUGGAGAUCAGGGCUGAGAAUCUGGGAGAGGGCGCCUAUGAGGCCGAGCUCCACGUCUACCCUCCACAACAGGCCGACUUCACCGGGGUCGUCCGCAGUCAGACCUUCACCAGGCUGUCCUGUGCUUACAAGAAGGAAAACCAGACCAAGAUGGUGGUGUGUGACCUGGGAAACCCCAUGAAGGGAGGAACCAAGGUGCUGACAGAGUUGAGGUUCAGCGUGCACCAGCUGUCGGAGGAGGACACAUCUGUCAAGUUCGACCUGCAGAUCGUCAGCUCUAACCAGUUCAACAACACGAGUCCUCGGGUUUCCAGCGUCACCAAGCUGGCUGUCCUCGCUAAAGUCGCCAUCAGAGGGUCGUCGUCCCCUGGUCAGGUGCUGCUUCCCAUCGCUAACUGGAAACCUAAAAACCCUCCUGUGGUUGGAGACGACAUCGGACCACAAAUACUACACGUCUAUGAGCUCCUGAACAGCGGGCCCAGUACGUUCAGUAAGGCGUCUCUGAAGGUGGAGUGGCCGUACCAGUUUAAGAACGACUCUCUGCUCUACAUCACAAGCUACGAAACAGAGGGACCCAUCAACUGUACCACCGACAUAGAGAUCAACCCGCUCAACGUGUCGAACCCGUUGACGUCUCAGAAGAACACCAGUGUCGUCCCGCCCAGAGAGCGGGAGACGGAGGGACGAAACAGAAACCACGUUCGCAAGAGAGACCUGGAGUCCAGAGACACACUGGGCGACCUGCAAACGCUGGACUGUACCACAGCUGAGUGUCUGCAGCUGAGGUGUCAGGUCGGUCGUCUGGAGAGAGGGAAGAACGCCAUCCUCUUCAUCUACUCCAGACUGGCCGUCAACAACUUCCUCAGGACUGAGAAUCAGAACCGUUCGUACGUGGUUCGAUCUACAGCCUCUUUCAACGUCAUCGAGAUGCCGUACAAGAACCUGGACUUUGAGUUACCGUCCAAUAGCACCACUGUGAGUGUGUCGGUGUUGUGGGUGGCAGACGCUCCUCAGCCGGUGCCAGGCUGGGUGGUGGCUCUGGCUGUACUGGCCGGACUGCUGCUGCUGGCGCUGCUCAUCUUCAUCAUGUACAAGUUGGGUUUCUUUAAGAGAGUGCGCCCCCCGCAGGAGGACUGCACAGAGAAGGAGCAGCUGCAGCCGGAGGAGAACGGCAACACUGACGCCUAGAGGUCAGACUCUGAGGAACGCCCCUGUGUUCGAACAGAAAGAAAGUCCAGGAGAGAAAAAUCAGGGUAAACGGCCGUUUAGAGAACUUCACUGUAUUCACUGUCGAGUGGUAGAUAAUGGUACUGGUCUAAGUUUUAAUAAGGUUUCUGUUUUUUGUCUAGUCAUGUUGUGUUUGUGCCAAAAGAGAAGCUCCACCUGCUGUACACUGGUCACAGAUGAACUCCUCCAGUAGCUCUUUUUAUUUUAGAUUUUAAAGCCACUCCUGUGUCUGUCAGUUAAAUAUGACACUACAACAUUAAGUUAGCAUGAAGACUGGAAACAGUCAGCCUGGUUCUGUCCAAAGGAAACGACCUGCUCCUCUAAAGCUCACUCAUCAACAUGUUAGAUCUCGUUACAUUGAACAAAGCCCAAGUGUAAAAACAGCCGUCAACACUUUUUACAGAGGGUUAUGUACUUAACUACUCAUAGAGAAACUUGGAAAUGAAAAUACAAAAAUUGGCAUUUUUACACUUCUGUAAUCAGUCAUUGAGCUUUGGAGGUGCUUGCUGGUGGAACUAGAUCUAGACUGUGAUAAUCCAGCAUGCAUCAGGCAACAGUGUCAUUUCUCUGAAGACACAAGGUUCACGUCUGUACCAGAGCUUGUGGAGCUUGGCCUGAUAUUUAAUUUGCACUUUUUGUUUUUUUUUUGGUCCAAACCCUAAAUGAUUAAUGAGCUGUGGGUGUUUGUUGCCCUCAAAGUCCAGAACUGCUGAUAAACUCGAGCAAUUUCCAACCUGUCUCACAACUUCUCUCAUCUGAUCAACAUCAUCAUGCUAAAAGAAUCUGUACACGACAGUAAAGUGUUGCUACUCUGGGUUUAUAAAGGACGUGGACCUGGGGGAGUCUUUAUGUCCUGGACCUCAGACUGACUUCUCAGACAGUCUGAGCUGAGAUCAGUUUGGGCAUUUCUAGUCUUUCCAAGGUCCAUGAUAAAUAAUAAUGAAAAAAGAAAUAAACAGCUAUUUAAAAAUCACACAGUAUCAGCUGAACAAGAGACGGAGCAGAAGAGUCAACCAUCAUCAGCAAAUACGUGGAAUUUUGAGGUGGUGAACCUGUGGAUGAAUCAUUGUGUUUAUUUGCCAUUUGUGAUAAUGUAUCAGACGGUCAGCAAUAAUGCAGCAAUAUGAAAUUUGAUAAUGUACAGUCAGCAAUAAGUGAAAUGGAGGUGGAUGCAUUCAGGUCUGUUUUUGGAUAGAGAUGGUUUAGUUUGCUCUGAUGUGGGCUGGAGUGUUACAGUUAUAGUUACCUUUAUGCUUUGUGUGUGGGGGGAAGCUAGUUUAAAUGUGUUUUGUUCUGCUUUGGGAUGCUGGUGGGUUUUUUCAGUAUUUUUUGGUAUUGCCUACAAAACAGUGAUGGUGAGUGAUUAAUUAACAACAGUGGGUCCAGCUCAUUUCAACAUCAUCAGGAAAAUGUUUGUCAAAGUUUGUUUUUUGUUCAGAAAAUGAUGUCUGGUUUGCUAAACCCUGCCCCUGAAGAGCGAUUGUCCAAUCAGGAGCUGAAACAAUCAGCAACUAUUUCAACAACCGAAUAAGUGCCGCAAGCAAAAAUCACAAAUCAGUGCCAAAUAUCCUCUUCUUUGUCAUAUAUCAUAGUAAGCUAACUGUUUUCGGUUUUGAAAAUUUGGUGAAACAAAACAAACUGUAGCAACAGUGUCUUGGGUUUCUCGGCGUGUUGAAAUGGUGGACAUCUAAGAUUUUAGUGUUUUUCAAGACCAAAAACCCAAAAGAACAGUGUGCACUGUAAACUGCAGUUGUUAGCAUGCCCAGCUAACUAGCUUACUACCUGCUGUCAUAACCAAAUGUCUUGUCUCCAAGGCCAAGAGUUAGCCUACUGUUGGCUAACAACAUAGGUUUUGGGGGCUGGUUAUGACUGACACAUUUACUGUUUUAUUAUUUCCUCACUGAAUGCUAUCAGAGUUUGAGCUAACGUUAGCAGCUCAGUUCUGCUCUUUAUUGGAUCUGUGAUCUGGAUUUUCACUCCAGCAACUCCAGCCAGAACUAGCCAAGAUAGUGUUAUGUUUACUAAACACAUUUGUCAUUAUACUUAUAACAGUAGGACUAACUAGCUUCUACUUAAAUCUGCAAUAAAAAAGGAGAAAAUUGAAUUUGGUGGCUGAUCUGCCACUGUUAGCAUUAUAAACUGCAAAAUACGAGAGCAGAAAGAUUGACAGCCAUAGCAACAGUAACUAAAGAGGGCAGGGUUUAACAAAUGGUCAUUCAGUUACAGUUAUAAAACUUUCCCACCCUGCACUGUCUGAGGACUCCUUAUGUUUUUUUUUUGUUUGUUUUGUUUUUUUAAUAGUAUUAUUUUUCCUGAGAUUUGCUGAGUGGCAGCUCUGCUGAGAACUAGUGUGAUGCGGUCUGAAAGCAGGUUGCUAUUUUAUGUUUGAGUGUGUGAGUGAGUGUGUGAGAACAUAUUAAAGACAAUAAAAACAAUAUCUUCGCUUUGAAUUUACCCAUAUUGGGUUUGCAUUAUGAACUAAUGUUUAAGGUUGAUGAUAAUUUUAAAAGAUAUAUUAAUUCAAGUAACAAUCACUUUGAAACAGCUCCACAGGAACAGUUGGUUAGAACAUUAUAUAUUGUUUUCUUUGCUUUCACUGGCAUCUGAUCCACUGCUUUUUAUUAAUGUCAUCCCUCUGAAUAUCCUCUGAUACUUCUAGAUACACUGCUGCUAUUAGCCGCAUUUUGUUAGCAAACUCUUGGAUUUCAACAGCAGGAGUUAAGGAUGCACGAAUACUACGGGUGGACAGAAUAACUACAGAUACUAAACCCUGAUAUCAGUGUUCAUUUUAUUUUCUGCCUGUUUUACACUGAGUUGGAUAUUGUGCUUCCACUGGUGGAAAAAGGGCUUAAGUUUUCUGUCUAGAUAUUUAAGAAUCUUUACUACAAGAUUGUCAGACAAUGCCACUGUCAUGUCUAUGCAGUAAAUAUGAAGCAAUGGAAUAAAUAUGACUGCUGGAUGUAGUAUCAUAUUUAGACGUGAGCAAAAAAUUAUGUUUAUGAUUAAAUAAGCAACAAUCAAAGUUAAAAACACCCUUAGCUGUUAGAUGUUAAGAAUUGAUUAUUGUGUUUUUAUAGGUUGUUAGAAUUAUUGAUUGUACAUUGUUCAAAUGGCUAAACUGUUAGAAAUACAGGAAUUUGUAUUCAGUUGAAUCCCGGGCUGCAUCAAACUACUAAGACAACCUUAGUUGAAACCAAAAAAUACAAAAAUCUCUCACAAAAACUGUUCCAACUUUGAGAAUUGAGAAUUCAUGCAGGAGCCCGUCGCUCUUGUAAGACGUUAACUGAGAAAAUGAGUUUUCAGUCGUGCAGUGUUUAGGUCGAUUCCGUUAAUUGAAAGGUAAUACAUGAGAAAUGGUUUUGUUAUGAGCACUGAUCUUAGGUCAGUAGUAUCUGUGUGUCAUUUACCUGACAAGGUUGAUAUUUAGUCAUGACAGAGUGGCGUUACUGCACUGUUAAAACUGUUUGUAAAGGUUUCUCUUAGCACAUCGGUGUUUAAACUAAACUAGGUUCAAACAUUUCUGUUGUCACCAGGGUUCAGCAGGACUGAGGUCAGUUCACUCUCAUCUCAGUCAGCUCAGAUUAUUCAGAAAUGUUUCAUUCAGUUCAUUGGAGAAGGUCAUUGGAGGAUUUGCGGCUUGGCACACUGAACUCCAGCAGGAACACAGCUGAGGGUUUACACAAAGUUUAAAUACAGGCCUCCUGAGCUGACUGAGCAGAGUAACAUGAAGCCAGUCCUGCAGCUGUCUGUCUGUCUGUUGUGUCUGAGGGGCUUUAUUAACUGUGUUUUAUAUAUAAUACCACGGUCUGUCUUUCUCUCUGCCAUAAGAAAAUAUUGACUAUUUUUGAUGUAUGUAUUCUUUCACCUAGAGAAUAAAAAAUACUAUUUCAUGAUGAGAUGAUUUUCACAUUUGAACUGAAAUAAACUGAUUUGUUCACA